This is a messenger RNA of Miniopterus natalensis, 1211 nucleotides long. The record is from RefSeq and is a predicted model, not a curated record. NCBI's taxonomy places the organism in Eukaryota, Metazoa, Chordata, Mammalia, Chiroptera, Miniopteridae.
GGUGGUCUAGAGAGAGCCUGAACACAAAGGAGGAUUGGGCUGAACCCCAAGAGCAGGAGGGGCCAGGAGUCCAGCUGGGAGGGUCCAGCAGACGUGCUGAGCCCGCCCAGCAGCCCGCCCACUCUUUCAUCUCUGCAACUCCUUCCUCCUUGGCCCUUCCUUGAGCCUGUGUCUGUGGAUUGGUCUGGAUGGGUUUGAGGAAGGGAAGGAAAGGGGGUCUUUUUGGGCAGCUUGGAUUGGACAAAACUUCUUUAAAAAUGGCCCUUUGAGCAAAAGCCUGCUGAUGGUCAGUCAGACAGAUAGACAAGAGCUCAAGGACCCCAAGAGAGCACUACUCUCAAGGGGAUAGCUACCUCCUGCAGCUCGAGGCAAGACUGGGCGGGAGGCGACAAGAAAGGACAAGAGAAGUCCUUUCCCCUCCUCCUGUGCCAGCCACCCAGGCCCUCACUCCCAGACUGGCUUUUACCAGAGAGCUAAAAGCAAGAAAGUAACCUUUGGGAUUAAAGAGAAACGUUUCUUUGUUUGAGUUUCUUUCUUUUUCCCCCUAAGCCUCUUUUCACAUCUAUAGUGGCAUUUUUCCUCUUGUCUGGGGGCCAGAGGAGAAGAGCCAGAGAAUGUCCAGAGCAGCAGGGAACCAGACCUCCCCUGGGGCCACAGAGGACUAUUCCUACGGAAGCUGGUACAUCGAUGAGCCUGAGGGUGGCCAGGAGCUCCAGCCUGAGGGGGUAGUGCCCUCCUGCCACCCCAGUGUGUCACCUGGCCUCCUCCAUACCUGCUUGGCUGCGCUUUCGAUUCUUGUGUUGCUGCUGCUGGCCCUGCUGGUGAGGCGACGCCAGCUCUGGCCCCACUGUGGACACAGCAGGUCCGGGCUGCCCAGCCCAGUGGAUUUCUUGACUGUGGAUGGGCCCUGGACUGUGCCCGUUGCUGUCUUCAUGGUCCUCUUCAGCUCCUUAUGUCUGCUGCUCCUGGCUGAGGCCCCGCUGCCCUUCCUCACCCUGGCUUCACCAUCCAGCCGAGAUGGGGAAACUGAGGCUCCAACAGGUAACUGGCUCAAGAUCACAGAGCUGAUACUAGUCAGAGUCUGGAUUUGAACACAGGGCUCUUGCCUGCUGAACCAGCUGAGGGACUUGGAAGAUGGAGGCAUGAGAAAGGCCUGGGUGGACUGGAUUCAACCCACACCUGCCCCUUCAUCAUUUUCUCUCUGUCCAUCU